This is a messenger RNA of Blepharisma stoltei, 201 nucleotides long. The record is from the annotation of a GenBank genome assembly. NCBI's taxonomy places the organism in Eukaryota, Ciliophora, Heterotrichea, Heterotrichida, Blepharismidae.
AUGAGCCAAGAAUCAAUAUCAAUUGGCCAAAAGUCACGAUCUCCUCUAAAAGAAAUAAAACUGCCAGAGCUGGCCAGAUCGCCAACCGUAAAACAUAAAAGAGGAUACUCUAUAUUUAAAGAGUCCAUCAUACAUCUUCUUAGGCAAAAGCCAAUUCCUCCUUGGAAGCAGUUGGAUGGCAUAAAGCCAAGCGGAUACUAG